Messenger RNA from Onychomys torridus (southern grasshopper mouse), 4073 nucleotides. It is a transcript of the gene Yars2, whose product is annotated as tyrosyl-tRNA synthetase 2. Gene Ontology annotation, biological process: tyrosyl-tRNA aminoacylation. Gene Ontology annotation, molecular function: RNA binding; ATP binding; tyrosine-tRNA ligase activity. The transcript has 6 exons. Gene Ontology annotation, cellular component: mitochondrion; cytosol. The record is from RefSeq and is a predicted model, not a curated record. Bases 11 to 1363 code for a protein of 450 amino acids. Lineage: Eukaryota; Metazoa; Chordata; Mammalia; Rodentia; Cricetidae.
GAGGCCCAGCAUGCCCUGCGAGUGCUGCAAGAUGGCGGCGCCCAUGCUGAGACUCUUGGGCCGCAUGCCCCAGUCGGGGGUCUGGCCGCGCGGGCUGCGCGGGGUGCGCCCGGGCGCGCGGGGAGUGCUGGCGGCGCCAAGGGCCCGGGGCCUGUUCAAGGAGUUCUUCCCCGAGAGCGGCACGAAGACCGAGCUCCCCGAACUCUUCGACCGCCGCAGGGCGGGCUCGUCGCCCCAGACAGUGUACUGCGGUUUCGAUCCCACGGGCGAUUCGCUCCACGUGGGGCACCUGCUAACUUUGUUGGGUCUGUUCCACUUUCAGAGAGCCGGUCACAACGUGAUCGCGCUCGUGGGGGGCUCCACAGCCCGCCUGGGGGACCCUAGCGGCCGGACCAAGGGCCGCGAGGCGCUGAGCGCGGAGUGCGUGCAGGCCAACGCGCGCGCACUGCGGCAGGGGCUGGCGACCCUGGCUGCCAACCACGCGCAGCUCUUCGCGGACGGGCGGCCCUGGGGCACUUUCACCGUGCUCGACAAUGCCGCCUGGUUCCAGGAGCAGCACCUGGUGGACUUCCUGGCCACAGUGGGCGGCCACUUCCGCAUGGGUACUCUGCUGAGCCGGUUGAGCGUGCAGAGUCGCCUUAAGAGCCCCGAGGGCAUGAGCCUGGCGGAGUUCUUCUACCAGGUGCUCCAGGCCUAUGACUUCUACUACCUCUUCCAGCGCUAUGGAUGCCGGGUCCAGCUGGGCGGAGCAGAUCAGCUGGGCAACAUCAUGUCUGGAUACGAGUUCAUCCACAAGUUGACUGGAGAAGAUGUAUUCGGAAUCACUGUUCCUCUAAUUACAAGUACUACUGGAGCAAAGUUGGGAAAGUCUGCUGGCAACGCCGUUUGGCUAAACAGAGAGAAAACAUCACCAUUUGAACUUUAUCAGUUCUUUGUCAGACAGCAAGAUGAUUGUGUAGAAAGGUACCUGAAGCUCUUCACUUUUCUCCCGCUUCCAGAGAUUGACCACAUUAUGCAGCUGCAUGUUAGAGAACCAGAAAAGCGGGGUGCUCAGAAACGACUUGCUGCAGAAGUAACAAAGCUUGUUCAUGGACAAGAAGGUCUGGACUCUGCUAAAAGGUGUACACAAGCCCUUUACCAUAGCAACAUAGAGGCACUGGAGGUCAUGUCUGACCAAGAGUUAAAAGAAUUGUUUAAAGAAGCUUCAUUUUCUGAAUUAGUUCUCGACCCUGGAACAAGUGUCAUAGAUACUUGCCGAAAAGCAAAUGCCAUUCCAGAUGGCCCCCGAGGGUAUCGGAUGAUAACAGAAGGCGGAGUCAGUAUAAAUCACAGACAGGUCUAUCCAUCUUGCUUCUUGGACUGAUGAAGUACAAUGGAAAUGAAGGAUAUGGAAUUAUACAUUAUGUAAGGUACAGAACACUUACUGAUUUCAGUAGUGUUAUAUAGUUCUAUAAACUAGGCAAGGUUCUAAUCUCUGUUUCGAUGUGAGAAAUCUGUUGGAAACAAAUUUUUUGACUGCUAAGAAGUAAACAGAACAGAGAAACCUUGUCUCAAAAGCCAAAAGAAGAAAAAAAGUAAACAAUUCUUAAAAAGAAGAUGUGCAAUGGUUCUUAAUAGAAACUGUAGUAAUAGUUUUUUCUCAAAACACAAAUCAGUACUAGAUUUCGUUUGUAGUUCAGUUUUCCAUUUCCGUGCCUGUUUCAGUAUCAUCCUAUUUACUCCUAAUUGCCUAUUUUUGUCAGUGGGUUCCUUGGCAGGCAUUUUAAGGAACCAAAGAACAAAAGUGUCUCACCAAGUAUGCAGUUGGGAGAACAACGAUGAAGGAAAUCUUGAGGUCAGACUAGUUCAGGUUUGUAUAUACCAGGAAAGUUAAUUCUCCAGACUGUCGGAAAAGUCAAGAUAGUGCCACGGGGUUGUGCGUAGGGAGCAAGUGCAGCAGAAAGUGUUGAACAGCUUCUGGAAGUCUGCAGCAAAGUGUAGUGUUCACAUUCUGAGCAUUCACCACUGGUGUCUCUCUUCAAUUUGUAGACAUGGAGAUUAACAAGACCUAGAUGGUGACAAUGUAACUGGAAAAUGCCAUAAAACUUCUGUUGCAAUACAAGUUGACUUGUUAGGUUAGGAAGUAGAUCCAGCUGUUUAAAAGAUACAGCUAUUUAAAGCUUUUCCUGAGGCAAGUCUGGAAAAAGUCAUUUACUGGCAAACUUUAAUGUCAUUUCAUACCAGCAGCUUUAUUUACACAGAAAGAACAUACAGUGGUCUUAUAAAUAUGCCAGAGAUUAUCUCCUGUUUCAGAACACAGCUUGGUGUAAAAGCACACAACAGCAGCUUCUUUUUUCUUUGUACAAAGUGUGUAGUGCUAACAAGUACACUAUGGUAGCACAUUUUUAAAGCUAAUAUCUUCCAUUUAAAAUCUAUUUGAAAUGUUGGGUAAAGAUACAUUUCCCCCUUUACAAAUUCAAAAGGCUACAGUGGUAGUCAUCUCUCUUAAGAAAUAAAUAGAUACCUAAUAGUUGGAUGGCAGGGUACUUUUUUAAGAACUAACAUACUUAGGCAGUGUGCACUCACUGUCAAGCUGGUACUAUUAACACAUUAUCAUCAGACUGAAGUGGACCUUUUUGUGUUUGAGAUUAUUAAGUGGGUAUCUUAAACUAAAGAUAACACAUUCUUGUUUUCCUUGCUAAUAAUACUUCAUAAAAUACUUGGCUAUAACCUGAAAAGAAAUUUUAAUAUUUUUGACACUAAUAUAUUACUUAGUUAGAGACAGAACUAGAUACACCAAAGAUUUUCACUUAGGACUGAGAAAGUUUUAAUGCUUAGUUUAAACCAUGAAUUGCCCAGGCAUUUUCAUAGUUUGUAAACAUGACCCUCAACCUCCAAAUACAGUUUAACAGUCUAUAAGCUUUUAGGUGUAUGUGUAUGUCCAAGUAUUUUUCUUGAAGUAACAAAGUUCCACUAGUGGUUUCAUACCGUUAUUCUAAUAUGGAAUUCUUGGUAUGGAACUAAAGUGGCCAUUACUAAUGUGUACAGAGUGGAAUUUUAGGUCCCACCUCACUGUGAGUCUUGGAGCCCAAUGCUUACUCUCAUUUAUAAACUAAGGGAAAUUUAGGUAAUCAUUGGAUCUUUUAGAAAUAAAAUGACUGGCCAUUGUUACCAAGUAAAUUCCCGAUAGUUGUUUUUAAUGCAGGAAGUCAAUUUAUGUCUUCAGGCUUAAUUAUGAAUCAAAGUAUAUUUUAAUUUUUAAUACAAGAGGGCAGUGUAGAGUCAAGUGGAUAAACCAUUAACUACCAGCCUGUUCCUACAUCUUUGAGUCUUUCAGCUCUUACACAUUUUUUAAAAUAGCAAACGUUAUAGAAUUUUGUUUUCUAAGACUAUGAAAAUGAAGGAUAAGUGGAUACAUUGAUUAUGUGAGGAACUUGCCAAGCUCCAUCUUUUAGAGCCCAAUCAGUCUAUAUAAUAGUGCAUGCAUUACAGUCAUGAAAUGUCCUGGAGCUUCUUUCUGGUCUACAGCUGCAGCUUUAAGACUUAAAAAAAAGUUACAUGGGUCAUCAUAUCCACACGCAAGCUGCUUUGUACAACUAGAAUAUCAAUUGUUCUUGUAAGUUUGACUGAAACAGACACAGACUUGAUAUACAUGUAUCACAGGAAACUUUAAAAAUGUGAAUUAAAUGUGAUUUGUAAUGCAGAGUAUACUUUUCAGCUUGUAUACAGCCAGUCUUCACACGAGCAAAUUCAUACACUGCAAUACAUAAGAGUUCAUAAAUAAACUUCUACUCAGGUAGGCAGUAGCUAGCAGGUUCAAGUCAACAAAGUCUGGGUGUUAAACAGUUCUGUUCACCAGAGAUGAGUCUCUCGGAUUUCAGCAAUAAUUUGACUGGCUCCCUGUAGUGCCUGCAUUAAAAGAAAUAAAAAAAUUCAGUUGUGGUGUUAAUCUGAAUUUUGUAAAGAAAUUUCUACAUUUCAAUGCUUAAAAAAAGAAAGGCAGUAUGUUCUUUGAAAUUUGAAUCUAAUCAGGCACCAAUGAGUGGGGUGGGGGACAAGAUCAGAAUGCAAUUUUAAAAUUUUGUAUGUGUAUA